AUGUUGUGGUCAAACAUGAGGCUCGUGGCUCUGGCUGUGGUGUGUGGCCUGAUGGUGGGUCAGGACGGAGCGAGCGUGGGAGUGGAUCUGCCACGAUAUGACUCCACGCAGAGGACGCGAGCAACAGGGUCAGACCUCCUGUCCGCUCACCGGAGAGGCGGCGCAGCGACGGCAGACUUCGUGGCGGAGGAACCGAGCCUCUGUUUCUCCCUGAGAGAGAACGAGGAGCCGCGGCAGCUGCUGUGUAACGACCGACGGAGCAAAUUCAACUUCAACCCGUUCGGCCUCCGCUUCGGCAAACGCUACACUUACAGGAGAGCCGUGACAAGAGCCAGGACAAAUAAGUUCUCGCCUCUGUCUCUCUUCUCGCGAGAACUGGAGGUGCCUACCUGAGGCAGAGGUGUCUUUGUUUAAACGUGUGUGUGUAAUAAAAAAUGAC
Messenger RNA from Solea solea (common sole), 439 nucleotides. RefSeq names its product kisspeptin 2 (gene kiss2). Bases 1 to 393 code for a protein of 130 amino acids. The transcript is spliced from 2 exons. The record is from RefSeq and is a predicted model, not a curated record. Lineage: Eukaryota; Metazoa; Chordata; Actinopteri; Pleuronectiformes; Soleidae.